AUGGUAAAUGGGUUGGCGCCGCAGUGCCCUGGGGGUGGAGCCGCGGUGCCAACUCUCUGGUCUAUCGGCGCUGAGGUUCUUACGUGUGGGGCGCCACGGCGCCAUACUCUGACAGUAGCGGAUCUAGGUGGUGGCGAGCUAGGGCGCCGGAACCGCCUGGAGCCAUUUUUUUUAUUGGUACCUAAGAGUGAAAUUUCAUUCCAUCGUGCAUGGAGAAGGAUUUCUUAUCGGGAGCUUCAAGAUGCAACAAAUGACUUCAGCGAAGCGAACAUAAUCGAAAGUGGAAGUUUUGGUUCAGUAUACAAAGGAACACUUUCAGAUGGGCUAAAUGUAGCGGUGAAAGUUUUCAAUUUGCAGUCCCAGCAAGUAACCAAGAGCUUUGAUAAAGAAAGUGAAGUGUUGAGCACCAUUCAUCAUAGAAAUUUAGUCAGAAUCAUUGGAUGUUGCAGUAACACAGAGUUCAAAGCCCUAAUACUGGAGUACAUGCCUAAUGGGAGCCAUGAGAAAUGGUUAUAUUCCAACAACUAUUUCUUCGACAUUCUGAAAAGAUUAAAUAUAGCCAUUGAUGUUGCAUUAGCUUUAGAAUAUAUGCAUCACAGUCAUACUUCCACCAUUGUUCACUGUGAUUUAAAGCCUAGCAAUAUCCUUCUUGAUGAAGAUAUGGUUACCCAUGUUGGCGAUUUUGGUAUAGCCAAACUCUUCGGUGAAGAGGAGCUAAUUUCUCAAACAAAGACCUUAGCAACAAUUGGAUAUAUGUCACCAAUUUAUCAACCAGUCUUAAGAAUGUUUAAUGUGCAUUUAGAAUAUGGAGCUGAAGGAAUAGUAUCCACUAGUGGCGAUGUCUACAGUUAUGGAGUAAUGCUGAUGGAGAUGUAUACAAGAAAGAAGCCGACAGAUGAGAUGUUUGACGAACAAAUGAGCUUGAAAAGUUGGAUGUAA
Olea europaea var. sylvestris is the source of this 939-nucleotide messenger RNA. Its product is annotated as probable LRR receptor-like serine/threonine-protein kinase At3g47570. The transcript has 5 exons. Gene Ontology annotation, biological process: protein phosphorylation. Lineage: Eukaryota; Viridiplantae; Streptophyta; Magnoliopsida; Lamiales; Oleaceae. Gene Ontology annotation, molecular function: ATP binding; protein kinase activity. The coding region runs from base 1 to 939 and encodes 312 amino acids. The record is from RefSeq and is a predicted model, not a curated record.